CAGAAGUUGGAACAAAAACAAAACGACGCCAUUCACAGUUCGCGAGGCCAGCAGUCGGGCAAAGCGCAAAAAAUCGCUUUUUUGUUGGUGUAAAUUUUUUGACAUCUCAUCGCACCAAAAGUGACUUUAUUCUCCAGAAGGAAAGAAGCGGAGUAAAAAACAAGAAGAGUGAAAAUUUCAACCCAGUCGAAGCAGGGAGGAAAAAUCGCCUCUUUUUUCCACGUUUUGUGCACCUGGAAGUUUCGAAGCGGCUUGGGCUUGGGCAGUUACCGGACACGGCCACUACGAUGCAACGGAACAAAGCGGCGACGUGGGCCGCGAUGACGCUGGCGGCCUGCUGCUGCUUGCUUGCUUUGAUCGGGCCGGCUUCGGCGGCCAAAUCACAAGUCAUCGAACUGGACGAGGCCAACUGGGACCGGAUGCUGACGGAGGAGUGGCUGGUCGAGUUUUACGCCCCGUGGUGCCCCGCCUGUAAGAACCUGGCCCCGAUCUGGGACGACCUGUCGACGUGGUCGGACGACCUGAGCAUCAAGAUCGCCAAGGUGGACGUGACCACGUCACCGGGCCUGAGCGGACGCUUCUUCGUCACCGCCCUGCCCACGAUCUUCCACGUGCUGAACGGCGAGUUCCGCCAGUACAAGGGUUCGCGCGAUCUCAACACGCUCAUGACCUUCAUCGAGGAGAAGAAGUGGCAAGCGCUGGAGCCGGUUUCCGCCUGGAGCAAACCCGACUCGCUGCAGAUGUCGCUGGUGUCGCAGUUCUUCAAGCUGUCCAACUUUUUGAAAGUAAGUAAAGCCCGCUUCAAGGAAGUGAACGUGAUGCUGUCCAAGGAGUACGGACUGCCGCCGUGGGGAUCGUACGCCCUGUUUGCCGUCGGAACCAUCCUGCUUGGCGCGAUCCUCGGUCUGAUUCUGGUUUGCGUGAUCGACUUUAUGUUCCCGCCCAAGUCGGCCCAGCGCAAGAGUUUCUCCGAGCACAAGCGCAGCCUUAACAACGAGAAGGAAACCGAGGAUCUGAAGGGUGACGAGCUGGAGGACGAGGACGAAAACCGGGAGGAAACCGGCGGCGUUCAGGACGAGGACGAGGAAGCGGAUGAGACUUCCGACGGGGAAAAGUACUCGGGAUCGGACUCGGAGGAGGUUCCGGAGAGCGAGCGGAAGAAGGAGGAUGCGGAGCCGGAAAAACCAACCAAGAAGGAGGAAGCGGAAGAAGAGGAAGAGGUGACCAAGAAGAAGGAAUCCGCCGGCAGUCCGGACGUGCGAAAACGCAGAACCCGGAAGGCGGAUUGAGCAGCUGGUCAUUGGUUUGUAUUUUGUUUGCGCGUGUGAAUUUUUAACGUUGAAAAAAGUGAAAAACUAUGCAGAGAAGGCUGGAGCAGAACCAAACGCCCAAAAAUGUUUCCUAAAAUGAAACACUAAAUAAUCGAAGACUUAAAAGAAACACAUACACACUAAGUGGAAACCGAACAGAGAGACACGCACGCACUCACGACUUGUUGAAGAAGUCGUUAAGUCUCGUAAAAAAAUAGCAUUUGAAUAACCCGUCAACAUCUCAUCCCUUCUAAUAAAAAGAAAAAAAAAAGUGCGAUUGUUUAAUAUUAAUAAUUUUAAUAACAAAGCUAGCAAAGGCAAGCGAGUCAAGUUAGAAGCGUCAUCAAGAAGGCAUUUUUAAGGUAAUGUUUAAGCAAAAAGAUUCCAUCAAAAACACUUUCUUUUCUUCUUCUUUUGAAGUGAUACUAACAGAUAAUUCCCUUCGUUAGGCUUUCCGUAUAUAUUUUAAUAAGUUUUGUGUUAAUAUAACUUUUCUAUCGCAUUCUCGUGAUUGCUUUUAAUAAUCUUAAAACCUUAUUUUCCAACCAUUUCUGAUAUUCUCACUACUGACCAACGUCAAAGCGGCAACUGUUGGCCCUAUGAGGGAACCAAACUCGACAGAGAUAUAUACUAAACAAUUUGAAACAGAGUGUGGAUUAAACACAGGAAAAGCAAAACAAACUCACUCAUGUGUGCAUCACACACCACCACCACCACACACAAACACACAGAAAAGAAGUGAAAACAAACUUUGUGUAGUUGUUCAUGCAAAAGAAAAAUCGAAAUAAAGGAACCUUUUUCCAACAGUGCGAA
Molecule: messenger RNA, 2123 nt
Organism: Culex pipiens pallens (northern house mosquito)
Lineage: Eukaryota; Metazoa; Arthropoda; Insecta; Diptera; Culicidae
Product: thioredoxin-related transmembrane protein 1
Exons: 3
Coding region: 288-1289 (333 amino acids)
Source: RefSeq, a predicted model, not a curated record